GCUGAGCACACAGCUCGUCUGUCCCAGCCACUCCCUGUGGACCCAGGAUGCCUGUGAUGGAUGACAAAUGAACAUCAGUCCCAAGCACCUGAGGAGACAUGUACAGGAUGCCACAUUUCCCAAAGCACAAAUCCACACACCAGCCCUGAAACAGGAUGUUCACACUGUUUCCAGGUGCAAAAGGCAGCCCAAGAUGCAAAUGAUACUCAAUGUCAGGGUUCCAACAGGCGACUGCUGCUCACUCCACACAAAGGCCCAAACUGACAUGACUCAGAACCCCCUCCUCACCCAGGUGUCUGCUCUUCCCAGUGCAUGGCCUGGGCGCUCUCAGCCCCAGGAUUCCCCAGCACCAGGGACCAUCCACUGACAGACUAGCAAACAAGACAGACCUGACCUUCUGUCUCCUGCUGAUCCCGAGGCCCACCCUGGCCCAGCCUCCUCUCACUUGGUCGAAGGCACUGGCCCCGACCUUCGUCGCAAAGCCAAUUCUACUCUGUCUCUCUCUCUGCCACUGACCAUCUUAAAACACAACUGGGACAGCCUUUCUCCUGUCUUGCACCUGCAGCGGCGGCCUGCCACUUAGAGAAAAAGCCCCGACUCCUUCACUUCCCUCCUACUUCCCAGCCACUCUCAGGAAAAGCCCUCUCUUCUCCCAGGCUCUCUGCUGCCCAGGUGCCUUCCUGCCGCCUCUACCCAAGGGAGGCCCUGCCCCAACCCCUCAGACAUGCAGGCACCUGCCCUGGACCCUGGGCACCCAGUUGGUGUGUACUGCAGCCCUGACCCACCCAUACACAGGCCCUUGCUCGCUGGAGCAGCAGCGACUCAUCUGCCCGGCUCUCUACCCUGAGGGGCCUGCCGCCUCCGCUCCCAAACACAGAGCUGCUUUCGUCUACCAGGCUUGGCACCACUGCCAGCCUGACUGGUCCAGGGCAGUCCCUCCCAGGUACCACUGUUCCCAGAACCAAGCCAGGUCCAGCUGCAUUUUCUUGAGGCCCAAUAACGAGAAGCAGACAAACUAGGAAAGAAGGGAAUUUAUUACCGUAACUGGAUACAGGGAGAAGGCUGGAGAUAAUUCCACCAGACCAACUCAAAGUGUUGCAAUUUUCUUAGUGUUUAUAUAGGUUGGGGUUAUAUGCCUACGUGCUAACAAUCACCUAAGUCUACUGGUAACUGAUUUUGUUUCAAGUAGGUCAGAGGCAAAAAAAAAUGUUUGCUAAGUCUGAUUAAAAGGGGCCCAGUGCCUUCAAGGCCUGUCUACUGUGGUACGGUGUGAUUAUUUUGAUUUUAUCUCCUUUACAGCUUGGUCCAGAGAGCUGCCUUAGACUAUUCAAUGAAUCUAUUCAAACAGCUGCCUGUUACCUUGACUUGUCUUCAGAUUUUGUCGACCCGAGAUGGGUCCUGGCACUAGGAAUGUAAAACCGUUCCUAUUAUUUUGGCUGGCUCCAGCAAGAGAGAAGCCCACGCAAGGCUCCUACUGACCAUACGUUUCAUUUCUACCUUCAGCGUCUGGGCGCUAAUUUCCCUAGAUUUAACUAUGUGCUCAGUGUUAAGGCAGUGCUGUGGAAAUCUGUCUGUGUAACUGGGGUGCUAUGCAGGCCUGUCUGGGUGACUCUCAGGGAGAACUGUCCUGCCACACCAAGGACACAGUCCAAGGGGGGCUUUUCUUCACAGCGCAAAGAAGCUGCAGGAAACCCACCCUAGUGAGACAAAGACCAAUGCAGGGUCGGUCCCCACAGCCAGGUGAUGGAAACAGGCUGGACGUGGGCCGCCUCCCCUCCCACCUGACUUGUGUGACAGGGAAACCAAUGCAAGCAGCAGCAGCAGGGUUACCACAGUCCUAUCUGGGGACAGGCUUCCUUCCAGCGGGUGGCGAGCAGGCGCUCCUGCCAGACCAGCCUGGCUUCCAUGGUUCCAGGAACCCUGUUCCCCCUCAGCCCAGUCCCCGCCCCCACUCCUUGGCUUUAUGAGUUCAUUCGCUGAAGUCACCCAGAGACAAUGCUGAGUGUUCCACCCCUGAGUUGAAGCCCAGCCCAGCCGAGCCAGACACCUCCCGGUAGUGUAAAUGAGGACAAUGCCUGCUGGCCCACGUGACGGGGGGAUGUAGACGGCAGCGGCGCCAGUCGCUCCUGGCACCAUGGACGAUGCCACGGUCCUAAGGAAGAAGGGUUACAUCGUAGGCAUCAAUCUUGGCAAGGGUUCCUACGCAAAAGUCAAAUCUGCCUACUCUGAGCGCCUCAAGUUCAAUGUGGCUGUCAAGAUCAUCGACCGCAAGAAAACACCCACUGACUUUGUGGAGAGAUUCCUUCCUCGGGAGAUGGACAUCCUGGCAACUGUCAACCACGGCUCCAUCAUCAAGACCUACGAGAUCUUCGAGACCUCCGAUGGGCGCAUCUACAUCAUCAUGGAGCUCGGCGUCCAGGGCGACCUCCUCGAGUUCAUCAAGUGCCGGGGAGCCCUGCACGAGGACGUGGCGCGCAAGAUGUUCCGACAGCUCUCCUUGGCCGUCAAGUACUGCCACGACCUGGACGUCGUCCACCGGGACCUCAAGUGCGAGAACCUUCUCCUCGACAAGGACUUCAACAUCAAGCUGUCUGACUUCGGCUUCUCCAAGCGCUGCCUGCGGGACAGCAAUGGGCGCAUCAUCCUCAGCAAGACCUUCUGUGGGUCGGCGGCAUAUGCAGCCCCCGAGGUGCUGCAGGGCAUCCCCUACCAGCCCAAGGUGUACGACAUCUGGAGCCUGGGUGUGAUCCUCUACAUCAUGGUCUGCGGCUCCAUGCCCUACGACGACUCCGACAUCAGGAAGAUGCUGCGUAUCCAGAAGGAGCACCGUGUGGACUUCCCACGCUCCAAGAACCUGACCUGCGAGUGCAAGGACCUCAUCUACCGCAUGCUGCAGCCUGACGUCAGCCAGCGGCUCCACAUCGAUGAGAUCCUCAGCCACUCGUGGCUGCAGCCCCCCAAGCCCAAAGCCAUGUCUUCUGCCUCCUUCAAGAGGGAGGGGGAGGGCAAGUACCGCGCCGAGUGCAAACCGGACACCAAGCCAGGCUUGAGGCCCAACCACCGGCCCGACCACCGGCCUGACCACAAGCUUGGAGCCAAAACCCAGCACCAGCUGCUGGUGGCGCCCGAGAACGAGGACAAGAUGGAGGACAGGCUGGGCGAGACCUCCAGGGCCAAAGACCAUCACAUCUCCGGAGCUGAGGUGGGGAAAGCAAGCACCUAGCAUGACGAUGGCCCCGUCGUGUGUGGUGGGGGUCGUGGUGGGGGGGCAUGGCGCAGUCGGCCUUCACAUUAACUAAGUAGGCAGGUAGGAUCUGAAGAAGGCACAGGUGCAAGUAAAAUUCGUCAAUGAAACCACUAUUUUGAUUAC
Messenger RNA from Piliocolobus tephrosceles (Ugandan red Colobus), 3370 nucleotides. RefSeq names its product testis specific serine kinase 2 (gene TSSK2). The record is from RefSeq and is a predicted model, not a curated record. Lineage: Eukaryota; Metazoa; Chordata; Mammalia; Primates; Cercopithecidae. Gene Ontology annotation, cellular component: cytoplasm. The transcript has a single exon. Bases 2135 to 3223 code for a protein of 362 amino acids. Gene Ontology annotation, molecular function: ATP binding; tau-protein kinase activity. Gene Ontology annotation, biological process: intracellular signal transduction; microtubule cytoskeleton organization; protein phosphorylation.